UCCUCCUGGAUUGGUUUGGCUCUUCAUCAAUCAUUUCUAGUAGCCGGGACUCCAGAUGGGCUGAAUGGGGAAGGAGGGAGGGAGAAAUAGAAACCGGUGCACAGAGGGAGAGAGCAGCUGCCAGAGGCCAGGAGGAGAAACCUUCGCUGAAGCCAGGUGAGGGUGCAUGGGAGACGCAGCACUGCAUCCACAUGCUCUGAAAGCCGCCUGCUUCUGUAGCGUGCAGCAUUGUUCCUCCCGCAGCACGUCCGUGUGAAUGAAGUGGUCCGGAACCUGACAUUCACCCUCUGCCUGCUUACAACUGGCCAUAAAUUGCAACACACUGGGAGCCAAAUCGUAACUGCACCGUGUAAAAGAUCCUCAGCCAGAAACAGCCAAACAAGCUUUGAUGGAAAUGUCUUAUAAUUUGACAGGAGAAAAUGAAUUCCGUCCCCCCCAGAAUUUAAUUGUACCCAGCGCAUCCAGUCCAGUUGAGAACAGCUUAAAGGAGCCUUGUAACACACCACUGAGCAAUGAUACUUUAUAUUCCAACACAAACAGCCCUUCAGAUUCUUGUGUGAAACCUCUCUGUGAUACAGCAUCCGAAAAGAAAAGUCAGUGCAAUAAAGGAGUUAAAUAUGUCUCCUCUGAAGGAGACAAACUUGAGUGUGGGUGGGGGGCUUUCACGCCUGCUUGUUUACAGUUCUUCAACACACCUAAGGGGAUCUUGUUAUUCCUCUGUGUGGCUUCUUUUUUGCAAGGGAUGAUAGUGAAUGGCUUCAUUAAUACAGUCAUCACCUCAAUAGAACGGCGCUUUGAGCUGCACAGCUACCAGAGCGGACUGAUUGCAAGCUCUUAUGACAUAGCAGCAUGUGUCUGCUUGACGUUUGUCAGUUACUUUGGGGGCAAUGGGCAUAAACCACGGUGGCUGGGAUGGGGAGUGCUCAUUAUGGGAGUAGGCUCCAUUGUCUUUGCGUUGCCUCAUUUCACCACUAGCCAGUAUGAAGUACACUUCUCAGAAGAGACCGGCAUGUGCUCUUCCAACCAGAGCAUGCAGUGUGCGGAAAGCAUCUCGAUCCUCUCAAACUACAGAUUUGUCUUCAUGCUUGGGCAGUUCCUGCAUGGUAUUGGAGCAACACCACUCUACACUCUUGGAGUGACCUAUUUAGAUGAAAAUGUCAAGUCUAACUACUCCCCUGUGUAUAUUGCUAUUUUCUACACUGCUGCAAUCCUUGGGCCCGCAGCAGGUUAUCUGGUAGGAGGAAUGUUUCUAAAUAUUUAUACUGAAAUAGGCAAACAAAUUGAUCUAACUCCAGAUAAUACUCUCUGGGUUGGGGCCUGGUGGAUAGGAUUUCUGGGUGCUGGAGCUGCCGCCCUUCUCACUGCCAUUCCCAUUCUGGGUUACCCUCGCCAGCUGCCAGGAUCCCAGCGCUACAUCAUUAUGAGAGUCUCCGAGGCUCAUCAGCUGAAAGAUGGGAGCCAUGAAACGGCAUCAGAUCCUGACUUUGGGAAAACACUUAAAGAUCUUCCACGAUCAUUAUUGCUGCUUCUGAAGAAUCCUACCUUCAUCUCCCUCUGUUUAGCUGGAGCAACUGAAGCCACACUCAUUGCGGGAAUGUCUACUUUUGGACCCAAGUUCCUUGAGUCACAGUAUGGUUUAAGUGCCUCCGAAGCUGCUACCUUGUUUGGUUAUCUUGUCGUGCCAGCUGGGGGAGGAGGCACAUUCCUGGGAGGAUUCUUCGUAAAUAAGUUUAAGCUUCGCUGUUCAGGAAUCAUCAAGUUGUGUUUACUUUGCACCGUGACAAGUCUACUGGCUGUUUUCAUAUUUUUCAUUCACUGCCCUAACAUGCCUAUGGCGGGAGUAACGCAGAUGUAUGACCGAAGCAUCUUAGUGAAAAGCAGCUUAAACCUGACAGCAGCGUGCAAUACCGAAUGUGAUUGUCUAAGGGAGCUCUACAGUCCAGUCUGCGGAAGCGAUGACAUCAUGUAUUACUCUGCCUGCCAUGCAGGGUGCAAAAAAAAAUCAUUCCUCGAUAGUGGCAAGAAGGUUUACCAUGAGUGUAGCUGUAUCCUGGAAAAUGAUCCUACUGGUUCUGCCCAAGCGAUAGCAGGGAAAUGCACUUCCUCCUGUGAGAGAAGGACUGUCCUUCUGGUUUUCAUGUUUUUUGUGAUUUUCUUUACAUUCCUAUGCAGUAUUCCUGCGCUGACCGCAACUCUACGGUGUGUCUCCGACAGACAGAAAUCAUUUGCAUUAGGAAUCCAGUGGAUUGUAGUAAGAACUCUAGGAGGCAUCCCCGGUCCUAUUGCCUUUGGCUCGAUGAUUGAUCUAUCAUGUCUGGUGUGGCAGGACCAGUGUGGAGAACAAGGUUCUUGCUACGUUUACCAGAACUCCGCCAUGAGCCGAUACACUCUGGUUGCUGGAAUUGUCUACAAGGUGAUGACCAGUUACUCUUUCACUUUCACAUCUCCUAGCCUGUGCUUUUUUGCUUAUGACUGGUUAGAUGAGCAGUGCCAACUGUGGCAGAAUUUUGGAAACCUCUGUUAUGCUGUUCUGAUCACAACACGAAUCCUAUCUUCACGCAACUUUGCUGUGAAAACUCAGCUUGUGGGUACCGUCAUUUUCCUGACUCCAUAUUAUUUUCCAAGCUAAAUGUUUUUCCUCUAAAAUUUUAGAGGAAAAACUCCAUAAAACCCACAUUUUAUUAAAAUCACUCACUCCAGAAGUGGAGUUGAGUAUAUAAAUGCGGUCCGUUAGCUAGUGUGUCUCAGGUCACGCUGCUCAUGCUGUAGAGACAAGUAAAUAGUUAUUCUCUGAUCACUGCUCAAAAAUGUCGAGAGGGCGAAUGGUUCAAUAUUUAUGGUCAGAAAGCAUUGUUUUAACUCACUUAGCUUGCAGGUCACAAUAGGGAUCAGCAGCUGUGAUGAGAAGGCAUGUGUGUAGCAAUGCUAGUAUACACAGCAAAAUACCGUAGGUCAGAUCCUCAGCUGCUCUAAAUCCAUGUAGUUCAGUGCAGUUUGGUUCCAGGUCUUUUAAAUGGCUGGAGCAUCCCACUAAGAUCCCAGUGCAGUACUGUCAUGGAGUCAGGUGAUCGGAGAAUCUAGCCCCUGCCACAUGGAGUUCCUGGGCAUGCAGCGUUGUACACUCCCCAAUCCAGUCUUCCCCCAGCUACUCAGCAAACAUACCUACUGGUGACAAUGAGGCCUUCGAAGCCAAGGUAUUGCCCCUUGAUGUAGUCAAAAUCUCGCAAGUUGGGAACUUUAGAAGGGAAUCAUACAUAAUUGUCAAGAACUAGGUAAAGAGCUGACCUGCCUCCCCCCCCCACAAAUCCAAAAUGUUCUUCAUUUAAAAACAAAUCCCAGCUGCAAGAAAACCCAGUUUGUUUCCAAAAUAAUGGCACAGUUCUAGCCACGGUCCUUUUUACAUGCAGGGUUUGAUGCUAUGUGAUGAUAGGCCAUGACUGCAAAGUUCAGCUCCAGAACCUUUCCUGAAGCUGCAAUGGUUUAAAUGGAGGGUUUGGGGUCAGUCUGUUAGAAAGAUGACAGUGGGGGGCCAUGUGUGAAGUUUAUAUGUGAUCUUCAUCAUCAUCAAGGAUUGUUUGAUCUGGAUGAAUCCCCCUCCAUAAUGCUAAUGGGUAUGAUAGUCACCACCCCGCACAGCAUAGUACAGUGUCGGUCUAAAAACUAUGAUCAUAAAUUGUGUGUGUACUUUUAUGAACUUUUAUUUGUAAUUUGCAUCAUGCUAAGCACUACUCACAUGGUAGCAAGAGCUUCUAAAAUAAGGUUUUAGGGUCUCACCCUUGUGCAGUCUUGCUUUGCUGCCUCUACAUUCAAGGGAACUCUGCAGACUAACUGGCUGCUCACUGAGGUUUUGUGCAUAUUCCGAAAAAGUAGGCAUGCACACCUGCUCAUAAUCAACUGGAGCAUAUUCCCAGAGCCACAUACUAAUCUAUUUUCCCAGCUAAUCUCUUCCUUGUCUUUAUAAUCCAGCCAAAUCCUCCUGCACAGGUCACCUGCAUGUCAAAUUGUGCUUACGACUUCCUCGUAACGUGUUCAAGCUCUUUUAAUCUGGAUCUGGGAAGCCUGGAGGGAGCUAUUCUGCCACUGUUAAUUAGCAUAGUUCCAUUGGCACCAGCAACACCACUGUCUUCACGGUUGCUAUACUGAUUUACAUCAGUUGAGGCUCUGGCCCUGGGUUUUUAAAUAAGUUAGAGUCGUGUUUGGUAUUAAAAGUGGCUCUAACAGUAACAGGAGAUGUCUUGAUGAUUACAGGUGGUUGGAAUAGUCUUCUUUCUGCUGGCCUGUUUACUUUACAAACCGCCUCCCCCAGAAUCCCUACCAGGGAGCUCAAAUGCAUCAGAAAAUGGGAACUGUGUCCUCCAGGAGAACAAAUCUUCUCUCCAGACCCAAGCUGCUGAAUAGCACUAUAAAUACUGCAAUAGACUUUCUCCCAAUCUCAGAAAUACCAUGUCAAAAUAUUGUUUUGUUCCUGUUUUAUGAUUACUAUUAUUAUUACUAUUGCUUUACCCUUUUGUUUUUCUAUUUAAAGAAGGAUAUAUGAAGUAAGUUCUGGUUUGGAGUAUCAUUUUCUGAAGGGCAGAAGCACAUGAGAGGAUACAUACAUUGAUGCCAUAUGAGGAUCUGUGCAUUGAUGCCUGACACUUAUUUUACUCACUGGUAGCUUUAUAGCACUUCUGUAACAAACCUGAACCACAAUAAAGAAGCCAGAGUACCACUGUGGGACCAAAUUCUGAGCUGGUGUAAACUGGCUCCAUUCACUUCUGCUGAGAAUCUGGCAUGUAACACAUACAUCAUAGAGCCAUCAGUAGCAAAACACUUGUGUUCAUACUUUUUAGGUCUGAUCAACUGCCUAUACUCAUGUUGACAAUCUGCUACCAUAGGCAAAGCAAGGAACAAAAACAGUGUCUUUUUUGUUGCUGUAGCACAUACAGCAUUGCUCAUAAUGCAUGCUCUAUUCUCUCUCUGUUCAGUUCAUUCAUAUAGAACAUUUAAUUGUGAUUGUUCAUAAUACUUUGCAGUGGUUUGAGAUCACGGAUUACCUGGGAAGUUCAUCAGUAGAUCACAUACAACACACUGUUGAAACUUGAACAUCACUGGCUAUUUUUAACUCACUACCCCAGCCUUUUUCUGUCGCCACCUCUGGUUUCCUAAUUCCAGUCCCAAGAUUUGCAGUAUAGUUACAAUCUGGUUUUCUUCCAUUGUUUUAAGAUGAACACAUUUUGUAAUGACCUGUAAAGGCAGUCGGACUAUUUCUUGUCUUUGAGCUAUUGUGCUGUUUGACACAGAAACAUAUAAGAUAUGGAUCUGUGCAAUGUUUUGUUUGUUCUGCUCUGUAAAGACAUUGUUUUUAAGUACACAGAAAAAUCCAAACUAAUUUAAUUUUUCUCACACUGCUCGUUGGAAGAGAAACCUAACACAGCAACAGACUUUAUUGUAUGAAGCUAAUGAAGAAAUCAACCAGAUUCCUAGCUGGUGGAAAUAGACAUAGCUCUGUUGAUUUCAAUGAAGCUACACUGAUUUGCACCAGAUGAUGAUCAGAUCCAUUGUUUGCAAAUAAAUUGGCCACAUUUUCAAAAAUGUCCUUUAAAUAUGCACUGCAGUAUUAACCGUAUGUUGUUGACAAGGACAAGCAAUGGAUGGCCAGCAUCUGAUGGCCAGAUUUAUGGGUGGUUGUCUCACCCACACCCACGAAAUUAGGCAGGUAACAAAAUCUUAUUAUUUGGCUCUUCAAAUAGUUGUACAAGCAAAAAUUGCGGGUAGAAAUUCAGCACUUGGACUGAGGCCUCUCUGAAGAUGCAGGUCCCUGAAAUCCUUAUCCUGCACAAAACUGUAGUGAAGAAUUAUAGGACAACCACUAACAAGCUGUUUAAUCAACAUGUAAUGUUCAGUACAAAAUAUUUAGAAAGAUUUAUAGCUACUUCGUAUUUUUUUUAUAUUUAUGUUUUUGUAAAAGAGUGAAGAAGGUUGAAAAGCUGUUUAUAGUUUUUUGGCAAAGGACCAAACAUUCCGGAGCACAGCCAACACCAUUAAACACAGCCAUAUCCCAUGCCUGGUGUUUCCCAUUCUACCGAGGGUGAUGCUGUGGUGAAGAUAUGGGGCUGAAGUAAAAUAUUCGUUCUUUCCUUGACACUCACUGGGAAUGAGCUUUGAAUAAGAGUUCCUCUGCCAUCCGUGAAUCCUCUUCCACCAAAGCCAUGGAUUUACUAUGCAGCAGCAGCCAUUAAAAGGCCCAUAUUUCCCAACCGUUGACACAUCUCAGUGUCUAGGGAUGUCUACACAGCAUUUUGGAGCAAGCCUCUCAGACUCAGGCUAGUCGCACUAUUGCUCUAAAAAUAGCUGUAUAGUAAACAACAGAUUGAAGUUGUGGCAGGGGCUGGAGCUUGGGCUCUGAAUCCCCCAGCCGCAGCUUCAGCCCGAGCUGCAAGUUCAAAGCACUGUCCAUACCACAACUUUUAGAGCCAUUGACCUGGGAUGAAAGGCUCACUCCAAAAUGCCAUGUACACCUAUCCUGGGAAAUGUUGCAACGUCUCUGGUGUCGUAGCAUGGUAACUACUGCUGAACGUUGACAUUCUGGAAGGCAUCCCUGGUCAGUAGCUCUGGGUAGUCAUGGACCUAUUGAUACUGCCUUCCCAGAAUAAACCCCUAUGCACUGGUGCAUACAGAGCCCUUGCAGUAUUUUGGGUGUGGCUUCCCCCUCUCUGCUGCUUGACACCUACUCCCCAUUUUACACACCCCGGUGAUGAUUUAAGGGGUGUGACUAGGCCCAAAGAGAUUAACCCUGACCAAUAGUAAAUGGUUCUUCAUGACCGUCAACAGUUUUCUCAGGCACCUAUAAGCAAGACAACCACUAUCUACAGGAGUCUGCCACUCCAGUACACUAUAAACAAUAAACACAUUCCAACACUUUGGGUAAAAGCAGUAGCCUGGUGAGUUGUAUGACAUUAUUCUGGGGAAAUAUUUGUGCAUAUUGUACUUACGAGGUUAGAAGUGUUUAUAUAUAUGACAUGCUUUACUAGUGUUUAUAAAAUGAAAUUUAUUUGAAUUUAUCAUUUCAAGAGCAAAAGAAUAGUGGUGUUUUAUUAUGUUGAUGUGGUCUUGAAAAUCCUUGAUUUUAAUUAAAUUGCAAAAAAAAAACAACCCUGUUCCUCUUAGGGUAACAUUUGUAUAUAAAAAAGUAUGUACGUGCCCAUGGUAUUUGAAAGGACAUUUCCUCAUCUCAUGUGAAGUAUUGUAUUCCUAUGAUGUCACAGAAAUAUAAGCAAUAUUUGACAGGUC
Messenger RNA from Dermochelys coriacea (leatherback sea turtle), 7272 nucleotides. RefSeq names its product solute carrier organic anion transporter family member 4A1 (gene SLCO4A1). The transcript is spliced from 13 exons. Bases 389 to 2629 code for a protein of 746 amino acids. Gene Ontology annotation, biological process: transmembrane transport; sodium-independent organic anion transport. Lineage: Eukaryota; Metazoa; Chordata; Testudines; Dermochelyidae. The record is from RefSeq and is a predicted model, not a curated record. Gene Ontology annotation, cellular component: membrane. Gene Ontology annotation, molecular function: protein binding.